UCAUGACUUCCAUAACCAAAAACAUGGCAAUUACAUGAAAAUAUAUCAAAGUCUAGAAUGCAAAGAAAAUUCAAAACCUUCUUCACACGGCACUGAAGAUUAAAAAAAAUCAGUGGAUAUAGUUCAUCUUCCUGGUCUUUCUUUGAUGAUUAUAACUUAACAGUCACAGUCUCUCUCCUACCCAUCUCAUAUUUUUCUAUUAAAUUAAGCCCAAAUUUUUCUUUUUCAUUACAAGAAUCUAUGGCUUCUUCUUCUUUGAUGAUCCCUCUACUUUGUCUUACAACACUUCUGUUUUCUCUUAUUAAUCAAGCUCAAUCUGAAGCGUUCAUUUUCAAUAAUUUUACUGGAACUGAAGAUACUGUUCUUCUUGAUAGAGCUUCUAUUUUGAAGAACAAUGGUGCUCUCAGGCUCACUAAUACAUCACAAAACGCUAUCGGACAUGCUUUUUUUCAUAAACCUAUACAGAUGUUCAACAGAACAAAGCAAAAUAUUACUACUUCUUUUAACACAACUUUUGUUUUUUCGAUUGUCCCUCCAAAAGGAGACCAAUCAGCCGGCGGCUACGGUCUGGCCUUCGUGUUGGCUCCCACCUCCACGAUUCCCGGAGCUGAGGGGGGGCAGUAUCUGGGCCUUUUUAAUAGAGAGAAUAAUGGUCAGUCCUCAAAUCAUAUUUUUGCUGUGGAAUUCGACACGGUUACAGGAUUCAAUGAAAACGCGAGCAGUAGCGGUAACCACGUUGGUAUUAAUAUCAACAAUAUGGAUUCGAAUACGUCGAAGGCGGCGGCUUACACCAGCGCCACCGACAUGUUGGACGAAGACGGACUUGACUUGCACAACGGCCAGCCGAUUCAGGCGUGGGUGGAAUACGACGGCGUUAACAAAGUUGUGAACGUAACCAUUUGUCCGAUGAAGAAACCGAAACCGAUCAAACCGCUUAUUACAUAUAAUCUGGAUCUAUCCAACAUCGUUUUGGAGUCUACUUAUGUUGGUUUCUCCGCCUCCACAGGGGUAACCGCGAGCGCUCAUUAUAUUCUUGGAUGGAGUUUUUCAACGACCGGAGCAGCUCCGGCGCUGAAUCUUGAUCAGCUUCCUAUGCCGCCACCGGAGGAAGGCUCGUCGACUUUUCCUCACACAGUUGUUGCCCUAAUCGUCUCUUUAAGCGUUACGGCUAUUCUUUUGAUCGGAAUACUUCUGUUUCUAACUUUUUAUAAAGGAAUGUGGCGGUCGGAGGUUCUUGAAGAUUGGGAGCUAGACUGUCCUCACCGGUUUCGCUUCAAGGAUCUUUACACGGCGACAAAAGGUUUUAAAGAGAGUGAGAUUAUCGGAGCCGGAGGGUUUGGUACAGUUUACAAAGCUGUAAACCCUAGUAAUGGAAAUGAAGUUGCUGUGAAGAAGAUAACUCGUAACUCAGUCGCGGGAAUGAGAGAAUUCGCGGCGGAGAUCGAAAGUCUUGGCCGAUUAAGGCACAAACACUUGGUGAAUCUGCAAGGUUGGUGUAAGAGAAAAACUGAUCUUCUUUUAGUAUAUGAUUAUAUACCAAAUGGAAGCCUGGAUACGCUCUUGUUCAACCCGAAAAACGGCAUCGUACUAAGCUGGGAACAAAGAUUCGCCAUUGUUAAAGGCAUAGCUUCGGGUCUUCUAUAUCUUCACGAAGAAUGGGAGCAAGUGGUGAUUCAUAGAGACAUCAAAUCAAGCAAUGUCCUAAUAGAUUCCGAAAUGAACGGACGAUUAGGCGAUUUCGGUCUCGCGAGAUUAUACGACCACGGCGUAAAUUCACACACCACGAAUAUUGUAGGCACAAUCGGGUACAUUGCGCCGGAGCUUGCGAGAACCGGAAAAGCUUCGACAAGCUCCGACGUGUUCGCCUACGGAGUUCUUCUACUCGAAACAGCUACCGGCCGCCGACCGUUGGAGUCGAGCAAUUUCAUAUUGGUUGAUUGGGUGAUGGAAUGCCAGCAAAUAGGUAGCAUUGUUGAUGCAAUUGAUCCGAAGUUGAAUUCAAAAUACGAGGUUAAAGAAAUGGAAUUGGUAUUACAAUUAGGGCUUAUUUGUUCUCAUAAGAAACCAAAUUUUAGACCUAGCAUGAGACAAGUUACGAGGUAUCUUAAUGGAGAUGAGAAGCUUCCAGUAAUACAAGAUUGGGGUUCAUUUGAUUCUCAUCGUUUAAGUCAAAUAAGUUCAAGAUUGAUGCAACUGAGUUCAUGUGAAAUGACUAGUACUAUUGAAUAUCAUUCAUCUUCUGUUACUUAUAUGUCUACGGGUUCUUUAGAUGCAGGGAGAUAGAAUAUUAGUUCAUGUUCUUGAUCUUAUAAUGUUUUUAUAUUUUUAUAGGUUAAAUAUUAAUUUAGGAAUUACUUUCACGUUCAAUUCAUUGGGAACAGUCUCUUAACACAGAGUUCUGACUUGUAAUAAUUCUUCAAGAUUAAUAAUCUAAUAAACUCAUUUUUGACUUU
Molecule: messenger RNA, 2453 nt
Organism: Mercurialis annua (annual mercury)
Lineage: Eukaryota; Viridiplantae; Streptophyta; Magnoliopsida; Malpighiales; Euphorbiaceae
Product: lectin-domain containing receptor kinase VI.4-like
Exons: 1
Coding region: 241-2283 (680 amino acids)
Biological process (GO): protein phosphorylation
Cellular component (GO): plasma membrane
Molecular function (GO): ATP binding; protein kinase activity; carbohydrate binding
Source: RefSeq, a predicted model, not a curated record